Messenger RNA from Sphaerodactylus townsendi, 2450 nucleotides. Its product is annotated as aquaporin-2-like. Gene Ontology annotation, cellular component: apical plasma membrane; plasma membrane. The record is from RefSeq and is a predicted model, not a curated record. Gene Ontology annotation, molecular function: water channel activity. Bases 1 to 786 code for a protein of 261 amino acids. Gene Ontology annotation, biological process: transmembrane transport. The transcript is spliced from 4 exons. Lineage: Eukaryota; Metazoa; Chordata; Lepidosauria; Squamata; Sphaerodactylidae.
AUGAUGUGGGAACUCCGCUCCGUGGCCUUCACCCGAGCUGUACUGGCCGAAUUCCUGGCCACACUUAUCUUCAUCUUCUUUGGCCUGGGUUCCUCUCUCAACUGGCCUGCUGCCCCGCCAAAUGUCCUCCAGAUCUCACUGGCCUUUGGUUUGGCCAUAGCCACGAUGGUCCAAGCUGUGGGACAUAUCAGUGGGGCCCACAUCAACCCUGCUGUGACCGUGGCCUGCCUGGUGGGCUCUCAUGUCUCCUUCCUGAGGGCCGUCUUUUACGUGGUGGCGCAGGUCGUGGGAGCUGUGACGGGAGCUGCCAUUCUGCAUCAGCUCACACCGCCACACGUUCGAGGCAGCUUGGCCAUCAACAGGCUUUCUAACAACACAACCGCAGGCCAGGCUGUGGUGGUGGAGAUAAUCCUCACUUUCCAGCUUGUUAUGUGCAUUUUUGCCUCGACUGACAGCCGCAGACGUGACAACGUAGGUUCUCCUGCCCUGUCUAUUGGACUGUCUGUAACCCUGGGUCACCUGGUGGGGAUCUAUUUCACCGGCUGCUCUAUGAAUCCAGCCAGGUCAUUUGGGCCUGCUGUCGUCACGGGCCGAUUCACCCCUGCUCACUGGGUCUUCUGGGUGGGACCAAUCGGCGGAGGCAUCCUGGCUUCCUUGCUUUACAACUACCUGCUAUUUCCCCGCUCAAUGAGCAUGUCUACAAGAGUGGCAAUUGUGAAAGGCACUUACGAGUCGGAAGGAGAGUGGGAGGAGAAGGAGAAGAGCAUGGAAAUGACCUCACCCUAAUGGAAAGAGCUUGGGACAGGAAGGAAAAGGAGACGAAUCCAACACUCCUGAUGCCACACAUAGUCCAAAACAACAUAUUUUCUGCUUGUGCCAAGGGGUUGAAGAUGGAAUGGGGAUAGACUUUAUUUGUGUAUAAUUUGUGUCUACAUUGAAUGUGUGGUUGCAGCCCACUACAGAUGCACAAGAUAAACCCAACACGUAAGAAGGAGCUGUUCCAACAUGGCCCCUUUCAGAAGUGAUGCAUUCCAACAACCACCAUCAAACACGGUUGGUUGUUUACCUCUUGGAACUGGCAAAAGAGUAGGAGCAUUCUAGAACUGUAUCUAGGCUGGGCUCUUAGCCUUUGCAAUUGGUUGGAGUUUUCAGUAAGUCUCCUAGUUAUUUGCAUUUGACUUUCUGCUGGGCCUAAGACCAAACCUUCUGGGAGCUGUAUUUACCCUGGGCUUUGGUGGCUUAGGGGCGAGGCAACCUGAACUGAGUUUCCUUGGCUUUGGUCCUGUCUCAUAUGCAUAAUAAUGCAUGCCGUUGGCUUUUUUUAUGUUUAACUCCUCAUCCAUUUUACAUACCGCAUAAAUACUAACAAGAACUUUAAAGGAAGAGAUUUCAGACAGUUAUGAAAGAGAACAAUUUGAGAGCAGUUUUAGUCUUGAAUAUGUGAGAAAUUUGGAUGACCCUACAAAGAUAAAACAGCCUGUAGAAGACAGUUUCUGGAGCAGAGGCGUAUCUAGGGAAAAUGUAGCCCAGUGCAGAAUCUAAGUCGUCCCCCCCCCCCCCCCCCGGAUGGCCUCCUUCACCCUCCAUGACCAAACAACUUUUUUGGCUCCAGGUCAUCAGGGAAGGAGGAGCGGUGUAGGGGUGAUUUUUCCGGCCCCCCCACGUGACUAAAUGGUCACAGCCCAGGGACAUUUGAUCCCAGAUGUCCCCCUGGGCAGUAUGUUCCUGCUCUGGAGGCAGGUAAUGGCAAACCACUUCCUAAUGCCGCUUGCUUUAAAAACCUUGCAGGAGCACCAUAAGUCACCUGUGACUGGAUGGCACUUUCUACCACCACGUUUCUGUCUAGUCUUUUCACUUUUUUUCAACAUGGUUUGGAGUAAAUGAAGAGUGAAGAGCAUUGCGUUGACUCAACAGCCAUCUUCUGUCCGUUCGAGCAAGUAAAGCAGAUUAAUUUCCAACCUGCUCUACCUAGACAAAAAGUCCUUGUGAAGCUCAGGAGAUACUGCCAUAGUUCUGUUGUUCCAGUCUGCUCUGUGACAGGGAAGGAGAGGAGGAAAAGACAGAUAAGGUUGCCAACAUGGCAUUUUAAAAUAACUUGUUACACCUGUGCAAGGCUGUGCAAGGCUAGGACAGAUCAGGAAGAAAAACUGGCUGGCCCAGUAGGAACAGAACCAAUAGCAAACAUUUAGUUUUAUCAGUAGCAGAUGCUGGCAGAAUUAGAGGGUUAAGCAUGUUCUUGAGUUAGGCUUAGGAGGGUUAAACCUGUGCUUGAGUUCUUGACUAGACGGAAAAGGGGGUUAGGGGAAAGUCUAUCUCCAUAGCUGUCUCUAUGAGCAGCAGUGGCGUAGGAGGCUGAGCUCGUGUAUCUAAUCUGGAGGAACCGGGUUUGAUUCCCAGCUCUGCUGCCUGAGCUGUGGAGGCUUAUCUGGGGAAUUCAGAUUAGCCUGUGA